Molecule: messenger RNA, 1068 nt
Organism: Pyrenophora tritici-repentis Pt-1C-BFP
Lineage: Eukaryota; Fungi; Ascomycota; Dothideomycetes; Pleosporales; Pleosporaceae
Source: RefSeq, a predicted model, not a curated record
AUGUUCGACUCGUCAUUAUACGCGAACUUCACUCCUUCGAUGCAACAACAACAGAUCCGCCAACCCGCCCGCCAUCACUCAAUCGCCACCUCACGUGUUAUCUCAACCGCGACAAACACCCCUCCCCCUUCAAGACCGCAGGUCGCAGGCGCCAUGGUCAAGGCGCAACCCGCAUUCAAGCCCACAUGGCAGGGUUUCCUCGACACUACCAAAGACGCCAUGACCGUAGUGGAGGCUGCACUCCAAGGACGUCUCAGCCAUAUCAGCCGCCGGCCUCACGACAAGGAGCGUGCGGAGAUGCUCACUUCUGGAACUGUCUUGGUCUACGAAGAGAACGCUUCUGGCAUCAAGCGCUGGACUGAUGCCGUUCACUGGUCGCCUAGCCGCGUCAUGAACAACUGCCUCAUCUACCGACAACUCGUACGAGCAUUGAAGCCUGAGGAGAAGAAGUCCGCUCUAAACCCAUCAUGUGGUACCAAGCGCAAGCGAAAGGAGAGCAAUGGCCCGGCCAGGUCCAAGACUGGUGAAGUUCUCGAGAACUCUGAGGACGAAUACGAGAACCCCUCGUUCGACCCGUCCGCCGAUGCCGACUCGAUGAACAAGGUCUAUGCCAACUUCGCCCAGAGCCUCACGCCCGAUCAACAAAGACGCUUCUGCGGCUCCCUCAUCGACAGCUAUGAGUUCAAGGAGGGCGGUCUGAUGAAGAAGACCAUCUCUGUCAAGUAUCAGGGCACCCAUCACCACGUCAUCUCCUAUUACAGUCUCGAAGACGUUGUCAGUGGCAAGCUCAAGCGACCGUUCCAAGAUCCCAAGCUUGCCGACAUACAGCCCAGGCCGGAGCUUCUCAAUGGCUGGAAGGUUAGCCUCGAAGAUGAAGAGAGCAAGGACAUGCCGCUCGUAGCGGGAUACCCGCACCACAUCCAGCCGAGCCAUGUACAGCACCAUGUCAUUGGUGCCGUCACUCAAGCAGUGGGACCACAGGCUCCUCAUCCUCAUUCCUACUAUGUCACCGAUCAAAAGUACGUUCCAGAUCAAAAGUACACGUCAAACCCACACCAGGGCUACUAA